AUGACUUCCAAAACACACUCUUCAUAUUCUAAACCAAUCGAUAUCCAUCGCUUGGAUCGGGAAAUACAAGCCAAAUUAACUAAUAAUAUGACUUUGAAAACGAAAAUAACAACAUUGACUAAUCAGAAGCAAACCCAGGAGCUUCAAGUUCGUAAAUUGGAAGAUGACUUCCAAAAUUUAAAGAAGAAACUUCAACUAAUAAAUAAUUCUAUUAAUGAAUUAGAAUCAAAUUAUAAAGAAUCAUAUAAUCAGUUAAGUGAUGAAUUUGAUAUCAGCUCCAAGCAAUUAAAUGUUCAAUUCAACCAACGUUUGAAUGAUUUGAAAGAGAAUGUAUCUGCAUUGGUAGAACAUCAAAUCAAUAAAUCAAUGAAUAUACUAUUAUCUCAAAAGAAACAUUUUGAAAGUGAUGUCACUGAAUUGAAACAAGCUAAUGAAUAUCAAAAAUCGGAUUUAAUUAGAAAAUUGAUCAAACUAAAAGAAGAUUUUAAUAAGAAAAAGAUUCAACUCUUUAACCAAUUAGAUGAAACUUUAGAUGGCUUAAAUAAUGACAUUAAUACAAUUAAAGAUACUAUAUUAUCAAAAAUAGAUGAAAGAGACGCUUUGCAGAACGAUUUAAUAAAUAACUUACAACAGAUAAAUAAGAGAUUGGUAAAUAAGUUAAGUCAAACCAAGUCAACUUAUGAAAAUAAAGAAUUAGAAAUUAAUUCAAUUAAAUCUUCAAUAAUAAAAAAUCAAAAUGACUAUGAUAACUAUCAAAAUUCAAUUAAUGAUAAAAAAAGUCAACUUGAAUUAUUUAAAAAAUCAAUCUUAGAAAUAAAUUCCACUUUAGCGUCAAAUGAAUUCAAAAGAAGAGUGCUACAUAAUAAGUUACAAGAAUUAAAGGGGAAUAUAAGGGUUUAUUGUCGAGUAAGACCAACUGCUUCCGACGAAUUAUCGAAUAUAGAAUAUCCAGAUAAUGAAUUCAAUGAUGAUGCUUGUCAAGAUUUAAUCAUUUCAAAGAAACAGGAGUCUCAUUCUUCUUCUUUACAAUUUGGUAGAUUAUCAAGUAAUACUUAUAAAUUUCAAUUCGAUAAAAUAUUUUCUCCAGAUAUAAAAAAUGAAGAAAUCUUUGAUGAAUUAUCUCAGCUCAUUCAAUCUUCGUUGGAUGGUUACAAUGUUUGUGUUUUCGCUUAUGGCCAGACUGGCUCAGGUAAAACUUGGACAAUGUCUCACUCGGAAACCGGUAUGAUUCCUCUUUCAAUUAAUAAGAUCUUCGAUGAUAUAGAAGAUUUGAAAUCGAAGAAUUGGACUUAUAAUUUAGAAGGUCAAUUCGUCGAAAUUUACAAUGAAUCAAUCAUUGAUUUAUUACUGGACUCUUCAUCAAGUCAGGGGAAACAUGAAAUUAAGCAUGAUGAUAUUAAUUUUAAAACUACAAUAACUAAUGUAACCUCAAUUUCAAUCUCAUCGAAAGAACAAGCUCAUUCGAUUUUGAAUCGUGCUUCCAAAAAUAGGUCCACUGCUUCAACCUUAUCCAAUGAAAGAUCUUCGAGAUCUCAUUCAAUUUUCAUUCUAAAACUAAAAGCACAUAAUUCAAAAACUAAUCAAGAUCUUGAAGGUACACUUAACUUAAUCGAUCUUGCAGGUUCAGAAAGGCUCAGUCAAUCGCAAGCAAAAGGUGAUAGGUUAAAAGAAACUCAAUCAAUUAAUAAGAGCUUGUCGAGUCUAGGAGACGUGAUCUAUUCAUUAAAUUUGAAAAAUCAAAAUAAUAAUCAUAUCCCCUUCCGUAACUCAAAAUUAACCUACUUAUUAAAACACAGUCUUGGAGGUGACCUGAAAACUCUUAUGUUCGUCAACAUAUCUCCUUUACAAAAAAACUUUGCUGAAAGUAUAAAUUCUCUAAGAUUUGCUACAAAAGUUAAUUCCACUAAAAUUAAAUAA
Messenger RNA from Hyphopichia burtonii NRRL Y-1933, 1917 nucleotides. RefSeq names its product Kar3p (gene KAR3). The transcript has a single exon. Gene Ontology annotation, biological process: microtubule-based movement. Lineage: Eukaryota; Fungi; Ascomycota; Pichiomycetes; Serinales; Debaryomycetaceae. The coding region runs from base 1 to 1917 and encodes 638 amino acids. Gene Ontology annotation, molecular function: ATP binding; microtubule motor activity; microtubule binding. The record is from RefSeq and is a predicted model, not a curated record.